This is a messenger RNA of Phaeodactylum tricornutum CCAP 1055/1, 1113 nucleotides long. RefSeq lists its product with no specific name. Lineage: Eukaryota; Bacillariophyta; Bacillariophyceae; Surirellales; Neidiaceae. The coding region runs from base 1 to 1113 and encodes 370 amino acids. The transcript has a single exon. The record is from RefSeq and is a predicted model, not a curated record. Gene Ontology annotation, cellular component: membrane.
AUGUCAAAAGAUACAGAUCGAGAACGCCGAUCUGGCUUACUGGUUCUACUGACGGUUCCCGUCGCCUGGGGGACGUUUGAACCCGCCGUACGCUACCUCUACACUAUCGAUCCGCCUAUUCCCGGCUUUGUUUUCUCGACGUGUUAUUAUCUUGUAGCGUCCAGCUCACUGUACUUAGCUUGCUUUUUAUCACAAACAAAGAAAUCGGACGGGAACAAAUCAUUGGAGGUAUCACAGCCAUGGCCUAUACAAGGCGGCUUGGAACUCGGUUCGUAUCUUUUUGUUGGCAACGCCUUGCAGGUCAUCGGGCUGCAAACGGUCCCCUCCGACCGAGCCGCAUUCUUGCUACAGCUGACGACCAUAUUUGUUCCUCUCCUGGACGCAACCUUAGCGAGAAAUCUCUACGCCAUCCCUGGCCGCACGUGGAUGGCUUGCUGGAUCGCCUUGGCAGGGGUUGCUACCAUGGGCUUAGAUAGGAGUAACACCUCCAACUCUUUCCAAAAUCUGGAGCCUUCCCUCGGUAUUCUGAACGAUGUAUUAUCCCAACUUUCUGGCGGCGACGCAUUCAUCGUUGCCGCAGCCAUUGCUUACACAUUCCAUUGUCUCCGACUAGAAAGUUACGCACAGUCAACUUCGGCAGUCCAGUUGGCGGCCAGCAAAGCCACAACGGAAACCGUGCUGAGUGCGGCUUCGGUUGCUGGUUUAAUCUGGUAUAGCAGCAGUACCGGGUAUGAUAAGCUUUCCGUCGAGGAACUUAAGACCCACAGCGACCACCUGAACAGCUUGGCAAGCUUUGCAAGGCAAACAGGACAAGAAAUUGUCAACUUUCUCUCUUCUGUGGAAAAUGGAAUAGCUUCCGGUUCCGUUUCCUUCGCCACACUGCGACCAGCUUUGCUAGCCACAUUGUGGAUCGGUCUCGUGACGGUGGCAUAUACCAUUUAUGCCCAAUCAUACGGGCAAAGUCGAAUUCGUCCCGUCACGGCAAAUCUGAUUUACACCAUUCAACCAAUCUGUACAGCUCUUUUUGCUUGGUUUCUGCUGGGUGAAAGUCUUGGACCUGCCGGCUAUGCUGGGGGCGCUUUGAUUGGAGCGGCAGUGCUUUUGGUAGCUUAG